AUGGCUUGUUGCCUUAUGUGUAGAAAGGACAUCAAACAGACUAUUGAAGUUCCAGGAGGAAAUAAGGUGAAAGCUUUUUCUUACAGUGAGCUGAGAAAAGCCACACAUGAUUUUAGUGGAGCCAACAAGCUUGGCGAAGGCGGUUUUGGUUCUGUGUUCAGGGGAAGGCUUAAAGACGCCACAAUUGUUGCGGUAAAGGUGCUUUCUGCCCAUUCAAAGCAAGGCAUCCAAGAGUUCUUUACUGAACUUACAGCAAUUUCUGAUAUUGUGCAUGAAAACCUGAUCACCUUAGUCGGUUGCUGCGCUGAGGGACCCCAUAGGAUCCUUGUAUACAACUAUCUUGAAAACAAUAGCCUUGCACAUACACUGCUAGGUAAGGGUUAUAGCAGCAUUCGAUUCAACUGGAGAGUCCGUGUUAAAAUUGCUGUAGGUGUUGCCCAUGGGCUUGCAUUUCUUCACGAAGAAAUCCAUCCUCCCAUAAUCCACCGGGACAUAAAGGCAAGCAAUAUUCUGCUUGACAAGGAUCUCACACCCAAAAUUUCUGAUUUUGGGUUGGCAAGGCUCCUCCCUCCAAAUGCAACUCAUGUGAGCACCCGCGUUGCAGGUACAAUAGGAUACCUGGCUCCUGAAUAUGCAGUUAGAGGGCAAGUGACAAAGAAGUCAGAUAUUUAUAGUUUUGGUGUUUUGCUAUUGGAAAUUGUUAGUGGCAGGUGUAACCACAAUAAUAGAUUGCCUUAUGAAGACCAAUUUCUGCUCGAGAGGACAUGGACAUGUUAUGAACAAGGACAGCUCGAGAAGAUGAUAGAUGCAGAUCUAGAAGAUGACCUAGACUCCGACGAGGCAUGCCGAUUCUUGAAAGUUGGUCUUCUGUGCACUCAAGACGCGAUGAAACUCCGUCCCAACAUGACCAACGUCGUCCGGAUGCUGACCGGAGAAAAAGAUGUCUCCAUGGAGAGGAUCACCAAGCCUGCUGUGAUCGGUGACAUGGGAGACAUCAAGGUCAACAACCAGCAGAGACCAGGCGACUCGCAAUCUGAACCAUCCACAAUCAUAUCAUCAGAAGCAACAGCAGAGUCAUCGCACAAGUGCGUGUUCGGUUGA
Molecule: messenger RNA, 1101 nt
Organism: Triticum turgidum subsp. durum (durum wheat)
Lineage: Eukaryota; Viridiplantae; Streptophyta; Magnoliopsida; Poales; Poaceae
Source: the annotation of a GenBank genome assembly